Molecule: messenger RNA, 844 nt
Organism: Morus notabilis
Lineage: Eukaryota; Viridiplantae; Streptophyta; Magnoliopsida; Rosales; Moraceae
Product: 1-Cys peroxiredoxin
Exons: 3
Coding region: 42-704 (220 amino acids)
Biological process (GO): cellular oxidant detoxification; cell redox homeostasis
Cellular component (GO): mitochondrion; cytosol
Molecular function (GO): peroxiredoxin activity
Source: RefSeq, a predicted model, not a curated record
AGAAAUAUCUAGCAAUUUUGAUUUUGGAAGUGAAAGUGAAGAUGCCAGGACUCACUAUUGGAGACACAAUCCCCAACAUUGAAGCUGAAAGCACCCAUGGAAAGAUCAUUCUCCAUGACUACAUUGGCGAUGCUUGGGCUAUUAUCUUCUCUCAUCCUGGUGACUUCACGCCCGUAUGCACAACGGAGCUGGGUAAGAUGGCGGAGUAUUCAGGGGAAUUUGCAAAGAGAGGAGUGAAGCUUGUUGGCUUGUCCUGCGAUGAUGUCCAUUCUCAUAAGGAGUGGAUCAAGGAUAUCGAAGAAUACACCAGCGGUUGCAAAGUGAACUACCCAAUCAUGGCCGACCCCAACAGGGAGAUCAUAAAGCAGCUCAACAUGGUGGACCCUGACGAGAAGGACUCGUCAGGAAACCAACUGCCGUCGCGGGCCCUACACAUUGUGGCGCCAGACAAGAGGGUGAAGCUGAGCUUCCUAUACCCGGCCAGCACGGGGCGCAACAUGGACGAGGUGCUAAGGGUGCUGAACUCCCUCCACAAGGCUGCCAACUACAAGGUCGCCACCCCGGCCAACUGGAAGCCAGGCAAUCGUGUCGUCAUCUCCCCCAACGUCUCUUCCGACGACGCUAAGCGAAUGUUCCCCGGUGGAUUCGAAACCGUCGACCUCCCGUCCAAGAAGGAGUAUCUGCGUUUCACCAACGUGCAGUGAGCUUGAAAUAAUUAUGUGUCACAUACUUGUAUGAAAAUGCAGUACCAUAUUAUAUACAGAUGUAAUGUACCAAGUAUAAUAAUGUUGUAGUUUGUACUACAACCUGUUUGUACAUAUUUUGUAGAAAACGCUCUUGUGCU